Molecule: messenger RNA, 3822 nt
Organism: Metopolophium dirhodum (rose-grain aphid)
Lineage: Eukaryota; Metazoa; Arthropoda; Insecta; Hemiptera; Aphididae
Product: acylamino-acid-releasing enzyme-like
Biological process (GO): proteolysis
Molecular function (GO): serine-type endopeptidase activity
Source: RefSeq, a predicted model, not a curated record
AUGACGUAUUACCUUGAAGACUUGAACGUUUAAGCUGUUUAAAGGUUCAAAGUGAAAUAAUUAUUUAGCUAAUAGCUUGUGGGAACAAGGACUAAAAUAAAAUCAAAAAUAAUCAAUUUGUAGAUAUUUGCGGGGACUACUUACGACCAGAUAAAACAUGUCGCAUUGUCACAUGCCGCGUGGAAUAAAUCACUUUUUUGGAUUGUAUUAUUCUAUGGAUAAGUACUGCUUACGGGCUACAAUGAACGGUCAUAUGGAUUUUCUAUUCUCAAUAAUUAUUUGUCAAACGAAAUGAUAUACGUCAUAAAUAAAUAACAAAAUUAAACAUAGUUAAAUAAUCAAUAAAUACAAUUUUAUAAUAAUUUCAAACAUCGAUAUUUUUAUGUCGCCCAGUAAUUAAAUAUAUCAUCUACUAGGCAGCAAAAAGUUUUCUCUGGGCGACAGAAAUGUCACCCAGUAUAUUAGUUAAAAUAUCCACUGGGUCAUUGAUCGGCAAAAUUGAGUCGUAUAUCAAUAUUAUUCUGAUAUUCCGUGAAAUCUUGAUUUCAUAUAUCCGGAUAAACCAGAUUGUACGGGCCGGAGUAUCUAAGCUCCUUGACCUGGUCUUGCAUAACCUCAUCUAACCCCAUAUUGAUGAUAAAUAAUUAUUUUUUACACUUAUUGUAAGAAUUAAUUGAAAUUAAUAUGAUUUCACUAUAAUGGAUCGAAAAAUUAAAUGAAAACCAGAUCCUAUCUCCACUGUAAGAUUCACGAAUAACAAAACACAACAAUAUAAAUAGAAAAAAUCACGUCGAGGUCACCAAAAUGUACGGGCCGGAGUAUAUAAUAAUAAUAUACGAGUCCGGACACCAAACUCCUUUUUUUACGCCACUAACACCUACGUCUAAAAAAUAUAAAAUGGAGGACUAGCUGGUGUGUAGUGUUGUAAUAGCUCGAACAGUAGUGGUCGGGAUCGCCUAGCAAAUACUGUCGGCUAUGUAGUGCUUGUUGUGGAUUAUGUGUAUUUGUGUAUUAAUAUGUGUAUGUAUGUGGGUGCGUGUACAAUAAAACAAAUAAUAAUAAAAUGGUUGACACACGUCGGUGUUCUCGGUAAGACGUACAAAACAGGACAGAUUUACGGCGGCCGUGCUAAAAUAUUCGCAUAGACGGCGCGGCGGCGUGCGAUAACGUUUAAUCUACAUAUUAUAUAACUCACAAAACACAUUCAAUACGAAAAUAAAUAUUAUAUAACUCACAAAACACAUUCAAUACGAAAAUAAAACAAUACAAAUAAGGUGGUAUGUGUGUGUGAGACCAGCUGUCUUCAAUGACCAGUAAUAAUUAACAAAUAAUAGUGUUGCGGCGGCAACACAGAUUUUUAAAAUUCGAACCUACCAAUCUCUAUAAAAAUACUAAAUAUGCAAUAUAAUACCGGUUUUAAAACACCGCGCAUCCAACCACCACCCAUUAACCAGCCUUGUCCUGUGUGCGAUUAUGUCACAGUUUGUUUGCCGUAAGAAUUUCGUCGUUUACCAUGGUAGUACUAUAGUAGACACUUAUAGUAGUACACUUCUACACUAAUACCAUUGUAAAAUAGUUUAUUUGGAUUUCGUCUAUCCAAACCAAAUAGCACGAGUUUUGGUAGGAUAAUUGGAAUAAUAUACCAACCUAUUUUUCAAAUGGCUCAAUUAGAUAAAAUUGUGGAAGCAUAUCGUGUGACGGCACAAUAUCCGGUAUUACUAUCUGCUAGAAUACUUAAUUCCUCAAAAACUUCUGUUAGUGUUCAUUCUGUUUGGAUACAAAAAGUUUUGGAGAGGCAAUCAGUAAUGAGGUUCCGGCAAACUGUCUUUUCAGAUUAUAAGACUUAUACCUUAACCUCACCGCCAACUGACAUAACAAAUGAGUUAAUCAGUGCGUACUCAAAAUCAAGUAAGUAUUUUUGUGUGGUCAGAGAAGUGAAAUCUGGAAAUGAAAUCAAACAGUACUUGGAAGUAUGGGCUGAUUGUUCAUUGGUAAAAAAUUAUGACUUGAACGCUUUAGAUGUGCGAAAAAUUUAUGCUGAUGCCGAAUUUGGAACUUUAGAGUGGUCUCCUGAUGAAACAAAAAUUAUUUACAUUGCUGAGAAAAAAGUUCCAAAGUCAGAACCAUUUUAUAAACAAAAACCAAGAGCACCUCGUAAAGAUGGUGUGGAUAAUAGUGACACUGUGCCGGGUAAAGAAUAUGAAUGGACCCAAGAUUGGGGCGAACAGUUGGCCGGAAAGAUUACUCCAGUUUUGAUAGUAUGUGAUAUAAAAACAGAUACUAUAGAUAUCCUUUCAAAUAUUCCAAAUAAUGUUAAUCCUGCAACUGCAACAUGGACACCUGAUGGAAAAGGAAUCGUGGCAAUUGGACAUAUAAUCACACCUCGUAAAUUGGGUCUAAUUUACUGUGCUAAUAGUCCUAGCAUUGUAUUUUCUCUCACAUUAGAUGGCCAAUAUGAUGUGCUGAGUUCCAAUUCAGAACAAUUGUGUGUGAGGUAUCCCAGGUUCAAUUUGAAUGGCACAAAGCUUGUGUGGUUAGAACGCUUAGCAGGUGGACCACACAAUUCAUGCUAUAAACUGAUCUCUUGUGAUUGGUCUACAAAAGAGACUAUUACGGUCGUUGAUUUUGACAAUCGAAUACUUCACAAUACUGAUUAUUACAAUGAACAAUUACCAUUCUAUGGCCUAUAUGACCAUAUAAAUCCUAUCAAUAUAUUACCAAGAAAUUGCUGGCUGAAUGAUCAUAAAACCCUUGUAUUGAGUACUCCUCAAGGUGGUUCAAUACACACAUUCGCUAUUGACACUGAAUCUAAAGAUAUCCGUUAUCUUCCAAUCACCAAACCGUUUCAUGAAAGUGUCAAUAUAAUAGAUGUUUGCAACAAUGUUUUAGUUUGUUAUAAAUCAUCGCUUAAUAAGCCUGGGCAAUUAUUUGCCAUAAAAAUACUUUCCACGUGUGAAGCAUAUGAUUUUACCAAUAUUUCCAUUCACGAAAUUUCGCCAUCUCAUAGUCUUCCUAAUAGUGACAACUUUGUUGUUGAGCAUGGUUAUACUCUUUACAAUAAACCUACUACAAUUUUUUAUGGACCAAAAAAUAAUAAUUGUCCUUUGAUUGUAUGGCCACAUGGAGGCCCUCAUUUAUCAUCUUUAGACUCUUAUAGAGCAGAUUUUGCAUUCUUUGUUCAGAUAGGUUUUGCUAUGUUGUUUAUAAAUCAUCGAGGAUCCACAGGCCUAGGUAAAGAUUAUCUUGAAUCAAUAAUUGGUAAUAUAGGUAAUUUUGACGUCAAUGAUGUUUACAAUGCAAUUCAGUCUAAUCCUUUGUGGUCCAAUAGAAAAUUGGUGUCAUUUGGUGGUUCAUAUGGAGGGUUUUUGGUUAUACAUUUAAGUGGACAGUAUCCAUUAUUAUUUAAAGCAGUGUGUGCACUGAAUCCUCCUACUGAUUUAAUAGCUGUUUUUGGGUCAAGUGAUAUUCCUGACUGGGUGAUUACAGAAGUUGGUUAUAAUUUCUCUGACGUAGAUUCCUUGGCAAAUUCCAAAGAUGUUUUAAUGAAAUUAGCAGAUUGUUCGCCGUGCAAAAACGUUCAUAAAGUUCAAGCUCCUACACUUUUAUUACUCGGUGAAAAAGAUGUACGCAUUCACCCAUCCAUAAGUCUAGCAUAUUACCAUCUUCUUAAGAAAAACGGUGUUAUAUCUAGAGUGUUGAUGUACGACGAUUGUCAUCCAUUACAUACUGUUGCCGCUGACAUGGAUAGUCUUAUAAAUGCAGCAUUAUGGUUUAUCAAGUAUUUAAAUAGUGAUUUGGAAAAAUAAAUUAUUCUUUAUUAAU